Lactuca virosa is the source of this 998-nucleotide messenger RNA. Lineage: Eukaryota; Viridiplantae; Streptophyta; Magnoliopsida; Asterales; Asteraceae. The record is from the annotation of a GenBank genome assembly.
CUCUCUCUCUCUCUCUCGUGAAUCUUGUCGACACGAUUUCGGUGAUCUUCAGAUAAACCCACAGAAGACUUGAUAAUCGUAGAAGCGGAGUAGUUUCAUCUCAAAUUGUUCCUCAGACACUGAAAUUCGAAGUUAAUUUUACAUUUCUGUAUCUAAUCAUGGCGGCUUACAGAGCCGACGAUGACUACGAUUAUCUGUUCAAGUUAGUUCUGAUCGGAGACUCUGGUGUCGGUAAAUCGAACUUACUUUCUAGAUUUGCUAAGAACGAGUUCAAUCUCGAAUCCAAGUCAACUAUCGGCGUCGAAUUCGCUACCAGAAGUAUCCGUGUUGAUGAUAAAAUUGUCAAGGCUCAGAUUUGGGAUACUGCUGGACAAGAAAGGUACCGAGCAAUCACGAGCGCGUACUACCGUGGCGCAGUGGGGGCCCUACUAGUCUACGACACGUCCCGCCACAUCACCUUUGAGAACGUAGAAAGAUGGUUAAAAGAGCUCCGGGCCCACACAGACUCAAACAUCGUGAUCAUGUUAGUAGGAAACAAGGCGGAUCUUCGACACCUACGUGCGGUCCCCACAGAGGAGGCAAAGGCAUUUGCGGAAAAGGAAAAUACAUAUUUUAUGGAAACAUCGGCUCUUGAAGCGUUGAAUGUUGAAACGGCUUUUACUGAAGUGUUGACACAAAUACAUCAUGUGGUGAGUAGAAAGGCGCUUGAUGCCGGGGAUGAUCCUUUGGGUUUGCCUAAAGGACAGACGAUUAAUGUUGGGAGUAAGGAUGAUGUUUCGGCUGUUAAGAAAGUUGGUUGUUGUUCCGCUUAAGAAUGGAUGUUUUUAUUUAAAAUUGCUUAAAAAUUUAUUGUGUUCUUAUUUUAUAUGAUGAUUUGAGAUGCUUUUGUUGAAGGAAACUUGGAAAUGGGUUUGAAUUUAUUUUUAGCUUUCAAACGACAAUUAUUCUUAGUUUCAUUGAUGUUUUUGGAUUUUUUGUCGUGAUUUUUUUUGGUUUUA